Paramecium pentaurelia is the source of this 1207-nucleotide messenger RNA. Lineage: Eukaryota; Ciliophora; Oligohymenophorea; Peniculida; Parameciidae. The record is from the annotation of a GenBank genome assembly.
AUGAGUACGAUAUUUUAGGCAUCUAAUGUGUAGGAUUUUUCACUAAGAAAUUCCAAAGUUACUAUUUUAUCAAAAAAUAAAUCCGAUUCAUCAAUCUUGGUAUUUGAUUCUGGUUGCCUAGUUUUAGAGAACAUUAAUUAACUUGUUUUAAAAUCCAAAGUGUAAUCUGUGAUCCGAAUUUCUUGUUUCUACUAAUGUUUGAAGAAUAAGAAUAGGAUAAAAUUAACUAAUCUUUAUUCUGCCUCAUUAGAAAACUCUUGUAGCAAAGAUAAAAAUCCCAUAUAAUAAAUUCAGAAUGGUUGAUUGGUGCAAUAGUAGAAUUUGUGCACUUAUAUUCUAAAAUGACCUCAUCUUGUAUGAUAUUUUUUUAAAUAAAAUCAACAAGAAAAUUUAAUCAGAUUUUCAUUAAAUUUCAUAUUUUACCAUAUCAAGAAAAUUUGAUUAAAUCUUUUGUGAAUUUUAAUAAAAUAUUAAUACUUCAAUAUGUUUAGUAUUUGCUGUUAAAAAUUAGGCUGAACUAUAAUAAUUUGAUAAGUGCAUCGCUUGUAAAUUAAUGGAAGAAUAAGACUAAGAUUAAAUUUUAUUGUUUCAAAAUAAAUCUAAUAAUUUAUUCAUUAUAUUAGCAAAAUUUGAUGAUGGAUUUAAAAUAGAGAGAGAAAUUUAGCAAAAUUUAUCAAAUCCCCCUUAAAGUAUUCGAAAAGUUGGAUAUCAAAAAAACAAAAAGGAUAUACUCUUGCUUGAUUCAUAUUCAAAUUUGGACAUUUAUUCAAUAAUUCUAAUUACUAAAUGUAGUUAAAAAUAAAAUGUAUUUUUAAUAUAGUUUAAUUUUAUGUUUCUCUUUUUAGACGAAAACUUAAUAAUGUUAGACAUUAAAAAUCAAUUAAUUUUUGAAAAUUUACCACCAGAUUUAUCAAUAAGACCUCCAUAUCCAAUAUAACCAUAACCUUUGACAAAAGCUCCUCAAGUUAAGAAGAGAGCUAUGUAAGGAAUUUUAACUGAUCAAAGUAAUAUUUAAUCAAUAGAACUAUUGAUAUAGCAAUAUAUAGAAGGAUUAAAUGGAUUAUUGAAAAUAGAACCUCAUUGCUCUCUUCCUCAAGUUUUCUGGGUUUUUUAAAUCUAACUUAUUUUAUUUGGAGGAAUUUUAGGUGUUUAUAAAGAUAUUUCCUAUGCUUAUCUUAUUAUCUUCUCUUCCAUCUUCUACUCAUGA